CAAUUCCACUGCAAGAGGGUGUCAUCGUGGACUGAACACAGGAUAGAACCCAAAUGGACUAGAGAGAGAGAGCGAGACGCUGCACUUUAAUCUGUUGUUCCUCGUGCCUUCCGGUCCACUAUUCUCGACAUUUUACUUCCUUUGAUUUUCCUUCAUUCGGUCCACAAAUUUUAAGCCUCUGCUUUGGUUUUGGCACAGAGAGAGAGAGAGAGAGAGAGGGAGUUGCAGCGCUGGAAGACUGGGACUGGGAAUUCCCGUGGAUUAUUUGUUGGGUUUGAACUUUGACGGACUCUUCAUCAAAUACUCACAGGCGACUGAACCAACCCUAUCCACAAAAAGGAAGUUUUUGCCGCUAUUUGUUACUGAGGGUUUCGAAAUGGUUUGAUUUUGGAGGUUUGGGUUCAUGAGUUGAACCCUCAGUGAACAAUGGGGAGUUUUAGUGAGCAAGAAGAUCAGUUCUUUGAUACCCGUGAAGACAUCACCUCUGUGUCUGAUUCAGGUUCUGAUCGAGGACCUGAAAAUUUUGAUUUUAAUUCAAUGGUUGGUGAUUUGAUCCCUGCUGGAGUUGGUUUUGAGAUCUGGCUUAAAGAUCCUGAGAGCAUUCAUCAACGCCGUAAUAAGUUCCUAAAAUGGAUGGGCGCAAGUGCUGAAGGAAAACAGGAGCAUUCCCAAGAUGCCAAUUGUAAUGGAAUGGAAGUGGAGACUGAAAGAAUCAUGGAAAACAGUGGGGCAUGUUUAAGAUUUUCAGGUUUCGAUGAUGGAUGUUCAUCGAGUCAAUCACUUGUGUCUUGUUGCUCAAAUGAGCUUCUAGAGUUGUUAGAUGGUUCAAUCGUAGACGAACACUUUUUGUGGUCAAUAAACAAUCUGGAUGAUGGUUUUGAGUUCACUGUGGAUGAACUGGGGCAAGAUGGGUUGCUGAGAGAACUUCGUGAAGUGGCAACAAACCGUUUGAUUCCCAUUGAAGAGUUUGAUAGAACUCUUGGAUUAUCCCCUCUCAUUCAGCAAGUCUUGCGGAGAGAAAGUCAAGAGUUUUGCAAUUCGGGGAAGGUAAUGAAACAAGUCAAAAGGGGAUGGUUGAGGAGAUUAGGUACUCUGGCUUGCAUUGUUGAUGGAAAAGUAGAAGCUGGCAAUUUGAAAUCUUGCAAUUCCUAUCCAAUUAUAGGUGCUAGGACUGAAAAUGUUAGGGUUAAGGCGUGUAAAAAGAGAUCCAAGGAACUUUCAGCCCUUUAUAUUGGACAAGAUAUAUUGGCGCAUGAAGGGUCAAUUUUGACAAUGAAAUUCAGCCCUGACGGUAAGUACCUUGCAAGUGCUGGUGAAGAUCGUAUUGUGCGUGUAUGGCAAGUGACAGAAUCAGGAACAUCCGACGAGUUUCAUUUUCCUGCAUUUGAUCCUUCGUUUGUUUACUUCACUGUUAAUCAUCUGUCAGAGCUAGUUCCCCUCUAUGAAGCGAAGGAGAAAAUGGGUAGAUUAUGGAGUCUGAGGAAAACAUCAGACCCAACUUGUGUCAUUUUCCCUCGGAAGGUUUUCUGGAUAUCAGAGAAACCCCUCCAUGAAUUUCAGGGACACCGUGGUGAUGUUUUGGAUCUCUCGUGGUCGAAGAAUGAACUUCUUCUGUCUUCGUCUACAGACUAUACUGUUCGCUUGUGGCAGGUGGGAUCAGACCAAUGCCUAAAAGUAUUUUCACACAACAAUUAUGUUACAAGUGUCGAGUUUAAUCAUGUGGAUGACAACUACUUCAUUAGUGGUUCGAUAGAUGGAAAAGUACGCAUCUGGGCAAUUCCUGGUUGUCAAGUUGUUGAUUGGACUGAUGUAAGAGAAAUAGUCACAGCUGUGUGCUAUAGCCCUGAUGGAAAGGGUGGAAUUGUUGGCUCCAUGAGCGGUAAUUGUUACUUUUAUGACACAUCAGAUAAUCAUCUACAGCUGUAUGCGCAAAUAUGCUUGCGGGGCAAAAAGAAGUCGCCCUUGAACAGGAUAACUGGUUUUCAGUUUUGUCCAAGUGAUCCAACCAAACUAAUGGUCUCUUCUGCUGAUUCACAAGUCAGGAUCCUUCAUGGGAUUGAUGUGAUUGGCAAAGUCCAAGCUCUUCGUAAUUCAGGAAGUCAAAUAUCAGCGUCAUUUACUUCAGAUGGGAUCCAUAUUAUCUCAGCAAGCGAGGAUUCUAAUAUCUACAUGUGGAAUUACAUUUUCCAGGAUGAGAGUUCUCCAAUAAAAAACAAUUGGCCUCGUGAGCGCUUCUUCUCAAACAACGUAUCUGUUGCUAUUCCUUGGUGUGGAAUGACAUGUGGAAACUCUAUCCUCUCUAAUGUCUUAGUAACAACAUGUACGUCAGUCACACUUACCGUAAACCAAACAAGAUGUGGCUCGGAAAAUGGCACCUUACCUGAUUUCUCAUUGAGCCGUGGGCUUUUCUCAGACUCUUUGUCCAAGGGUUCUGCGACCUGGCCAGAGGAAACACUCUCUACUCCAAGCCCGGUUGUAGUCACAUCUGCCAGGUGUAAGUCCCAGUACAAGUUUCUGAAGAUGUCAUGUGAAAAAGCCUUUGGUUCUCCUCAUGCAUGGGGUCUGGUGAUUGUGACAGGCAGCUUGGAUGGGAGGAUCAGAUCAUUCCAGAAUUAUGGAUUACCGAGACUUAUUUAAGGCCUUAGAUGCCUGCAGGGUUCUACAUAUCGGCCGUUACAUCAGCCAAUACCUACUGGGAUUGUUGACCUUUGAUACCCAUAUUUACGAAUAUGUCAGCCGGUCUGUCCAAUAAUGGUCCAUUAAUAAUUCAGAAUGACCUUUUUUUUCCCCUCCGGGAGGCUCAGAUAUACUGUUGAAACCUGAUGGUUGUGGUGGGCCUAGACUUGGGAAUUGCACUGGCAUUUGGCUAAAUUUGCCAGAAAGAUCAGGUUUUUUUUGUUUUUUUUUGGCUGCAAAAUUAAUGACCUUGGUACAUAUGCAUUUGUACUGAGUCGUUGGGUACGAAUAUGGUUGCUUGGCGAAGGUUAUGAAGAUGCUGUGGUUUUGCUACCCGGCCGACUCAAUUAACAUUGUCCCUUUGCUGGUUUGGUACUCUACUGUAGUUUGGCCAAGCAUCGAGUUAUCAACCAAAGGAUAAUGACUCUUAUUGGAUUGUAUAGGCACUCUCAUUAUACUAUUUUUUUCAUUUCUUAUACUGUAUAUUUAGAUGCCUGAAAACAAAAGGCAGGAUUAUAACAUGGAGAUUAAUAUUCUAGAGUGGAUGUUGUCGGGAGUUAACCAUGAAAUUCUAGAGUAGAUUAACAUU
Messenger RNA from Rhododendron vialii, 3265 nucleotides. RefSeq lists its product as uncharacterized. The record is from RefSeq and is a predicted model, not a curated record. The coding region runs from base 427 to 2637 and encodes 736 amino acids. Gene Ontology annotation, molecular function: protein binding. NCBI's taxonomy places the organism in Eukaryota, Viridiplantae, Streptophyta, Magnoliopsida, Ericales, Ericaceae. The transcript is spliced from 8 exons.